Messenger RNA from Caenorhabditis remanei, 2991 nucleotides. RefSeq lists its product as uncharacterized. The coding region runs from base 1 to 2991 and encodes 996 amino acids. The record is from RefSeq and is a predicted model, not a curated record. NCBI's taxonomy places the organism in Eukaryota, Metazoa, Nematoda, Chromadorea, Rhabditida, Rhabditidae. Gene Ontology annotation, molecular function: ATP binding; RNA helicase activity; nucleic acid binding. The transcript is spliced from 7 exons.
AUGUCUCAUUACCAAGAGUCAAGAGACUACUCUGGUAGACCUACGAGAGGUAACUUCGAUGGUUCCGGGCGUCGCGAUGAACACCGCGAUGUUCAACGUGAAAAUAGAAACGAAAAUCGUCCAGGUUACAGUGAUCGCCCAGGUUACAAUGAUCGCCCAGGUUACAAUGAUCGCCCAGGUUACAAUGAUCGCCCACAAGACGGACAACGCUUCAACGCUCAGGGAGCUGAUCACCGUGGUCACUCUUCGCACGAUCGCCCAGGACAAAACUCAUAUAGUUCCAGCAGCUAUAACCAUCCUAAUGAUCGAAAUGAAGGAUAUCAGCCAUCUCGUCAACGUGGUUCAGAUCCACCUCACGAUCAACAACGAAAUUACGCGAGAGAACCCCCACGAGAUGGAGGAUUUGGUCGUGGAGGCUACGGAGGCCCAAAUUACGGAAACGGGGCUCCACGAGAUAUGGGUCAAGGAGGUGGCCACUCUGGUUACCGUCAAGAAGAACGUCGUCCAGCUGAUCGUGGUUACGAUGAUAGUCGUCCUGCUGAUCGUGGUCACAAUGACAAUUCUGGACCACGAAACGAGAGAGAGCAACCAAAACCAUAUUCUCAGAAUCACCAAGGAAGUUAUGGAAGCCAUGAUAACUACAACAAGUAUCCUCCUCGUGAUAAUAAUCAAGGAUCUUCUCCAAGAUCAUUCCAAAAUGACCGCAAUCAUUCGAAUAAUUCUGGAAUGAAUAGCUAUCGUAGCGAAGAUUCGCGAUCCAACUAUCAACAUGGAAAUGAUAAUCGUCGUGGCCACAACGAUAAUGGAUUCUCUACUUCAGGAGGACGUGGUUUUCACAAUGACUCUGGAUUUGGACAUGGAGAACGAAACAACGGUCCUCAGAGAUAUCAAGGCGAUGGGAACUACAAUGCGAAUGAAAGAAACAGCUCAUUCCGUAACGAUAAUGGUUUCGGUUCUGGUAGCAGAGAUAACUCAAAUCGCGGAAAGUUCCAGAAUGACGGUGGAUACCCUGAGACCGAGGGAGGACAGACUGGAACUGAGAACAAAGAGCCCGAGCGAGCACCUCGUGAUUGGGUUCCAAUGAAACGUGAUGUCGAGGAAAUGAUGGACGAUACUGCCCAGAAGGUUGAGGAAUGCCAAGUGUCCCAAGAUCAAGCGGUAGAAAUUCGCAACUCGGAUAUUGACACACGUCUAACAUCUUGGGCGAAUUCGGGACUCCACGAGAAGAUCUUGAGAAACUUGGAGCGUCUUAAAUACACUCAAGUCAGAACUAUUCAAGCCGCCAUGAUUCCACAAAUUCUUGCCGGGUAUGAUGUGAUUGGUCAAGCUGAAACCAGUGCCGGUAAAACUGCGGCAUUUGGAUUGCCGAUUGUGAACAAGAUAUUGCAUUUGGGUGAAGCCGCAUACGACUCUUCAUUUGAAAACGUAGCUCCGUUCGCCUUAAUCCUCUCACCAACAAGAGAGCUCGCGUCUCAAAUCUAUGAUUCACUACGUCUCUUCUCAAGAGACACUGGAAUCAAAGUUUGUCUCUCAUACGGACAACAGUCUCGUAUGAAUUCUCUCGAGGAAAUGCGAAAAGGCUGUCAUGUUUUGGUCGGAACAUGUGGACGUAUUAUGGAUUUGGUCGAGAAAGGUGACAUCAGCAUGACCGAACUCAGAUUUUUGGUAUUGGACGAAGCCGAUCGGCUUCUUCAAGAAGCCAACAAAGACCCCGUUGGUCAUAUGUCUCGAAUUCUAAAUGACCGGGAAUUCAAAAACACUGCUUCGACUCGUCAAACAAUUAUGACAUCGGCCACAUUUGACAGAAAUGUCGAAGCGAUUGCGCAGUCGCUUAUGAAAAAAUUGCCAAACGAAUCAGACUUUAUCAAAAUCGUCUUAACCAACAGUCGUCUAAGCAAUCGCGUGAAUCUGGCCUUCUACGAGACAAGCGGUUUAGCAGAAAAGAAUAAAAAGUUGAAAGAAAUCUUGUCCGAAAUCAACGAAAAUGGAGAGGCUCCAAAAACGCUCAUCUUCGUUCAGAAGAAAAAAACCUGCGACUUCUUGGCUGUCAGAGUUGCACAGUAUGGAAAUUUGAUUCGAUCUCAAACUUUGCACGGAGACCGUUCCCAGGACAAGCGUGAUCAAUAUAUCAAUGAGUUCAAAACCGGAAGACUUAAUGUGAUGGUUACUACUGAUGUUCUCUCUCGUGGUAUCGAUGUCACCGAUCUCGAACGUGUAAUCAAUUACGACAUUCCUGAUGGCAGUCCUGACACUGCCACUGACACGUUUAUUCAUCGAUCGGGCCGUACUGGCCGCAUGCACACCGGUGUUUGCAUUUCGUUCGUGGAUCCCAAAUGCGAAAGUGAUUGCCGCCUCGCUCCAAAGCUUGUCGAACUCGUCAAAUCUCAAGGAAAAACAGAUGAAGAUCUUCCACAGUUUUUGGUCCAGAUGGCAAGAGAAAAUGUCCACAAAGUGCACACGGACACUGGAUUUGGACGAGGAGGUCGUGGUGGACGUGGUGGAAGUUACGGAAGUCGGGGAGGAGGAUUCUCAGGAUCCGCAACAGGAUCAUUCAAUCGCACUUCUCUCGCGUCUGGAGGAUUUGGCUCUACCAGUGGAGGUGGAGGGGGAUUCGGAGCCACGUCCGGAGGCACGUCCGGAGGAGGAUUUGGAUCGACCAAAUCAGCAGGAGGAGGUUUUGGUUCCACUUCAGCUGGAGGAUUUGGAGCACCCCGUUCCGAUGGAACCAACGGCACCUCCAACGAUGAGACCGCCCCAACAGUGGUUGGGGGAGGUUUCGGUGCUCCGAAAGCACCUACUGGCUUCGGAGCUGCAGAUUCCGAAGUCGCAAACGAAGCAGCAAACGAAGAAGAAAACAAACCACAAGGGUUUGGGAGCAAAGCUGCUCAAGAAGCCAAGGCAGCUGCCGAAACUCUCGGAAGCACCACCUUCGGAUCGUCUGCUGAUGAUAAGAAAAACGAUGGGGGAGAAGAAGAUGACGAUGAUUGGUAA